Molecule: messenger RNA, 1398 nt
Organism: Anopheles cruzii
Lineage: Eukaryota; Metazoa; Arthropoda; Insecta; Diptera; Culicidae
Product: tRNA pseudouridine(38/39) synthase
Exons: 4
Coding region: 1-1398 (465 amino acids)
Biological process (GO): tRNA pseudouridine synthesis; mRNA pseudouridine synthesis
Cellular component (GO): nucleus; cytoplasm
Molecular function (GO): RNA binding; pseudouridine synthase activity
Source: RefSeq, a predicted model, not a curated record
AUGGAGGUAAAAGUUAAUCGGAAAAACAAACCCUCCACCGAGGACGAACUGUUGCUGUUGUCGAAGCAAGAAUUGGUGGAUAAAAUCAAACAACUGGAAGCCCACAACACACAGCUCAAGAGUAUCGUGCAGAAAAACCUGAAAACGGACAACGGCGCGAGUGGGAAGUGCCGAAAGAAACGGCCGUUUGACUUCAGCAAAUGCCAUAAACGCCACAUUCUGUUGCGCUUCUAUUACCUCGGCUGGGACUAUCAAGGAUUUGCGGCGCAGGAGGAUUCAAUCGAAACGAUCGAACAUCACCUUUUCGCGGCGCUCGCGAAAGUCUGCCUCAUCGAGAGUCGUGAAACGUCCAACUACAAUCGCUGCGGUCGGACGGAUAAAGGGGUCAGUGCUUUCCACCAGGUGGUCAGUCUGGAUGUCCGGUCGAAGAUCGCCCCAGAAGAGGAUCAGCUGAGCGCCGCCAGUCUGAACGACGAGCUGGACUACUGUGCGAUGCUGAACCGUGUGCUACCGGAAGAGAUUCGGUGCGUGGCGUGGAUGCCGAUGGUGAACCCGCGAUACAGUGCACGGUUCGAUUGCAGGUCACGCACCUAUCGGUAUUUCUUUCCGCGUGGUGACCUCAACUUGGAAGCAAUGCGCGAGGCAUGCGCACAAUUCGUAGGAACGCACGAUUUUCGGAACUUUUGCAAAAUGGAUGUAGCGAACGGAGUGGUCAGCUUCGUUCGGAGUAUCGAACACAUGGCUAUCCAUCCGUCGCAGGCCGAUAGCCACGGCGAUCAGAGCUACGACAUGCUGUUUGUGGAGCUGCGGGCCAAGGCUUUCCUGUGGCAUCAGGUACGGUGUAUCAUGGCCGUGCUGCUACUGGUAGGGCAGGACCGCGAGCAGCCAACGAUCGUGAGGGAACUGCUGGACGUGAAGAGCAACCCCUGUAAACCACAGUACAGUAUGGCCAGCGAUGUUCCGCUGAAUCUGUACGAUUGCCAGUUCAACGAAAAGGGCAGCGAAGGCGCAGAAGCACCCGGUGAGAGCGAUUUGCGUGACUGGAUCUACAGCGAGGACGAUUUGCGGCGCACGAUCGUGGAUCUGCAAAGUUUGUGGACCCAGCAAAGCGUCAAAACCACCAUGAUGCGAGAAAUGUUGGCCACAUUGAGCAGCGUUUUGAAGGAGCGAUUUGACUCGAAGGACCCCAUCAGCAGUCAGGCUGAUUCACUAACGCUGGGCGUCAGAAGUCGAGAGUACUGUCCGCUGCUGGAGCGCCAACGCUGUGAAAGUCUUGAGAACCGCAUCGAGCAUUACACCAAGAAGCGACGCAUCGAGGUUAGCAACAAAUCAAUCACCGAGGAAAGCGAGCCUCGGGAGGAUGAAUACGAACGGGGCAAAACAGUGGCCAGCACAUAG